GUGCUUCUACUUUGCCGACGGUGCCUGCGGCACCCAAGUGGAAGCCUCGGCCUCGACCAUGCUUUCCACUGGUGGACAGGUCUUCUCCAGCGGCUACGGCACUUGGGACGAGGCUGGCAGUUCAGCUUUGAGUGACCCUGUGGUGGACAACCUCCUUCAGGCGGCAGACGCUUUUGCUUCCUCAGCCGAAUAUGCAUUUCCUCCAGAACCACCCAAAGUACAGCCUGGCAAAUUUGCUUUGCCAGCCCGGCCCGCAACCUCGACAGCACGGGUUACUUUGCAGAACGAUGUGCAUGCAAAGCUCCGCGCCAAGGGACUUCUUUUGUGGCGCCAGCUGGUUUUGCUCCUUGCACCUUUGAGCUCUGCUUUGCAGGAAAUCUUGGAGUCGGCAUCCUCAGAAGCUUUACUAGCUCAGCUUGUGGCGUCCGUGGCGGAUACCACAUUGGUCAGGUAUGUGCAGAGUUGCUUGCAGUACUUUGCUUUGCUUCAGGAUCUGGGCUUUGAUGCAUCUCGGAUCUCCCAGGUGCAAGCCUAUGAUGUUAUGAUACAGCUUUACCGGUCCCCUGAGGAUGAAGAAGAAGUUCCCACGUCAUGCUUUCCCCUCAAUACGUUGAAGGCUCUGAGGUGGAUGGUCAAGGUGGCCACCAUUUCCUUUCCGGAUCUUUACACAGGCCUUUUUCAUUCGGUGGCUCACCAACGUAACGAAGCAGAUCGCCGAGAGUCAGUGCCUUUGCCUCUGGAUUUUGUUGCUUACCUGGAGUUUUGCCUGCUUUCAAAUACCUUUCCUGAUCUGCAAUUGAACAUCGGGGCGCUCCUGGUUAUGAUUUGGGGCUCUCUGCGGUUCAGCGAUGCCAUGCAUGUGAAGUGGGGAUCUGUACUUUACGAACAAGAGGUGGGCCGUGGAAUUUCUUUCCGGACCAAGACCUCAGUGCGUGGUGCUCCCUUUGGGGUGGUAGGAGUGGGCCUUCUCGGUCCAUGGUUCCAGCUAUGGCUUGCUUUACUGAAAAAUGAAUGGUGUCGUAUUGGUAAGGUGGCGGGCCCUGUGGAGCCAGAUGCCUUACUUUUCCAUGCGAGCGACGACGAGUUGUUCGUUCCCAUGACAUAUGGGGAGGGCCUUGCUACUUUACGUCACCUUUUAUCGCGUUGGAACAAGCUUUCAGGUGCUCAGGUGCAAAAUUAUACUUUGCAUAGCUGCAAAACCACGCUGUUAUCAUGGGCAAAUCAACUUUGCAUCAGCGAAGAUCGGCGCGCUGUGCAAGGUCACCACAGGCAUAGCAGCGCACGCCUCUACAGCAGAGAUGAUGUUUUCGGUGCGUUAACUUUACAGAAAGAGCUUUUACUUUCCAUUCGACAAGGUUGGCGACCUUUGUGUCCUCAGCAUCGUGGAGGACAAGUUCCUUUACAGGAACCGGCACUGGAAUCUCGGUCUGUCAGCUUUGCCGAUCCCUGCUUUGCGAUCCCAGGGGGUCCACCGGCUUUUGAGCAGAACACUCAGCUUUGCCCUACCAUCGAAGUGGAAGCAGAUCUGGCAGGUGCUACUUUUCCUUUGGCAUCGGACCCUGGUGAUGUUGUGGCCCCAGAGAAGGCAACCGCACUUCCUUUGCACUCGUCAGGUGAGUCAGGCACUCCGGAUGAGCUUCUUUUCAUCAUCACUGCCAAGACUAUUCAUAAGGCGGUGGUUUGCUCGGAGCUCGACCGUUGCACUACUUUCCAAGGAGUGCAUCUGAAACCUGCCUGCGGGUGUAUAGUCAGUGUCUUUCAAGUUGUGCAUUUUGCACCUACAGGUAAGAAGCUUUGCAGACACAAGGCAUGCUUGGAGCUUUGA
This is a messenger RNA of Symbiodinium sp. CCMP2592, 1825 nucleotides long. NCBI's taxonomy places the organism in Eukaryota, Dinophyceae, Suessiales, Symbiodiniaceae. The record is from the annotation of a GenBank genome assembly.